AUGGCAGCCACUAUUUCCAUCUCAUUCAACGACCUUGGCCGAGCAUCAACCCUGCCAUCGAAUAAUAACCCCGGACUUGACUUUCUCCCGCCAGAGGUCAGGUUGCUUAUUUAUGAGUUCACUCUGGUAGAAGUCCCAAGAUGGGACAAGAAGCACAAGUUCGAAUGUAAAUACAGGCCCGGAAGCGCCCAGGGUUUCGAGCCACCUCCAUUUGCACAGUCUAAAAUCACCGUGAGCGAGUCUCCAUGGAGGACCAAGACAGAAACGCCAUGCUCCUGUGCCAAGCGACAAGGUCUCUCGCUCUUGAGGGUUUCUAAAUCUCUGAACAAAAUUUGUUCUCCCAUUUUCUGGUCGCAAAAUACCUUCUGCUUCCUGGAUGCGGUUGAGUUUCUCGCUCUUGUGGGCCACUCUCUCCGCCCAGAGCUUCGGGAUCAGAUUCGAGAUAUUAGCAUCAUGAAUCCCGAUCACACCGGCGAUUCAGAACACAUCCGAGCACCGAGGGCGCGCUUCCGCUACAGGAGAUCGUUCUGGGAAACGCUCCUGAAAUGUCGAGGGCUGGAGAAGCUUGACAUUCCCGCGGCGUACAUCGAGUCCACCCGUGUCCUGGAAGUAGCCGACUAUCUCAACCGUUUCAACGAGAAUGUGCCAAAUCUUUCACGUCUUCACCUCAACUUUCUUCUAGCGCGUAGCUCAAAACUGUAUUCAAACAGUUAUCCAUCGCCUUGGAUGGAUGAAAUGGCUCCCCAGGUCGUCUACGCAAAGUUUUCGGGUCAAAUUCACCUAUCUAACAAGGAAAACGGUCUCUGGAUUCCCGAUGGAGUCGAUGACCUUUGGCAUGAUCUUUCUAAUUUCCAAAUUCAAGUCGACAGGGCAAUAAAGCUUAGGUUCUUCGGCUUAACGACAGCCACCCUUCACCAGUACUGGCUGAAUUUCAAGCUUGUUGAAGGUUUGAACCACACCAGCGACACGCGCCGUAUCACACUGCCUUCAGGGCAGAGAGCUCUGGUCAAAUUCUACGGGGUGCCUUAUUCUUCAAGGGCCAGCCGGGCCAGUUCCCGAUACAAAUUGUUCCAGGAGCGAAAGAAGCGUGAGGAAUUGACAGAAGCUUCUCGGAAGGAUUUGAAGAAGAAAUUUAAGGAAGCCCGCAGGUCAUCUCGUGAAACGAAAAUCGAGGGCGAAACCACAAACCAACAAAAAGCUCAAUCGGAUCGUGAAAUGCGGCGGCUGGCACUAGAAGCCGAGAAAAAGCUAUCAUUGAGGAAGGAGAGGCAAAAGAAACUGCGGCUAGCAAAGACAACGAGCGAAAUCCGAGCUUGGGGGAGAAAACGAGUACCAAAUGCAUCAAGUCGAUACUAG
Clonostachys solani is the source of this 1356-nucleotide messenger RNA. The record is from the annotation of a GenBank genome assembly. Lineage: Eukaryota; Fungi; Ascomycota; Sordariomycetes; Hypocreales; Bionectriaceae.